CCUACCAAACUCUAAUCUGUAUAAAGCAAUAGAGAAGAGGCAGAUAGAAAGAGAAUUUUGAGUUCAAAAGAUGACUAACUUCCCUGUGAUCAACUUGGAGAAGCUCAAUGGUGAGGAGAGAAAACACACCAUGGAGAAAAUAAAGGAUGCUUGUGAAAACUGGGGAUUCUUUGAGCUUGUGAAUCACGGCAUACCCCAUGACCUAAUGGACACCGUGGAGAGGAUGACCAAAGAGCACUACAGGAAAUGUAUGGAAGAGAGGUUCAAGGAAUUAAUGGCAAGCAAAGGUUUAGAGGCUGUCCAAACUGAGGUCAAGGACAUGGACUGGGAGAGCACCUUCCACUUGCGUCACCUCCCUGAAUCAAACAUCUCAGAGAUCCCUGAUCUCAUUGAUGAGUACAGGAAGGUGAUGAAGGAUUUUGCUUUGAGGAUUGAGAAACUAGCUGAGCAGUUGUUGGACUUGUUGUGUGAGAAUCUUGGCCUAGAGAAAGGGUACCUCAAGAAGGCCUUCUAUGGAUCAAGAGGACCAACUUUUGGCACCAAGGUUGCCAACUACCCUCCAUGUCCCAACCCUGAGCUGGUGAAGGGUCUUCGUCCCCACACCGACGCCGGCGGGAUUAUCCUUCUUUUCCAGGAUGACAAGGUCAGUGGCCUACAGCUUCUCAAAGAUGACCAGUGGGUUGAUGUGCCCCCCAUGCGCCACUCCAUUGUUGUUAACAUUGGAGACCAGCUUGAGGUUAUCACCAAUGGUAAGUACAAGAGUGUGGAGCACCGUGUGAUAGCACAAACUGAUGGGACCAGAAUGUCCAUAGCCUCAUUCUACAACCCUGGCAGUGAUGCUGUCAUCUACCCUGCUCCAGAAUUGUUGGAGAAAGAGGCAGAGGAGAAAAAUCAAGUCUACCCAAAAUUUGUGUUCGAAGACUACAUGAAGCUCUAUGCUAAGUUGAAGUUCCAGGCAAAGGAGCCAAGAUUUGAAGCCUUCAAAGCAUCAAACCUUGAUCCAAUUGCUACUGUCUAAAUAUUUUUACUAUGAUUACCAUCAUGUUUGCUUUGGGAGAAGUGUAACAAAGCACCUAAUGCAUAUGUAAUAUGUAAUAUGUUUACCAGAAGAAUCUAAUCAGAGUAAUAAUAAUAUUAUUAUUAUAUUUUAUAUGAAGGUUGAGGUUA
Messenger RNA from Cajanus cajan (pigeon pea), 1167 nucleotides. It is a transcript of the gene EFE, whose product is annotated as ethylene-forming enzyme. NCBI's taxonomy places the organism in Eukaryota, Viridiplantae, Streptophyta, Magnoliopsida, Fabales, Fabaceae. The record is from RefSeq and is a predicted model, not a curated record.